UAGGAUAUAACGUACACUACCUAGUGCAAUUCACUCAAGAACCCAAAAUGGUUUGUGUACGCACAGGUCGAAAACACCGUAUUGAAGUGGGAUUCCGCGAAAACUCUAAAUAUUACCUUGAUUCCUGCAUCUCAUCAUGCUGGGGUUACGAGGAUCGUCACACACCCAGAGCUGACCCUGCCUUAAACGAGGUGAUGUGGCUUGGCUUGUCAUUUGAAACUGGCAACCAAUUUAAGGGCUACGUGAACGGACAAGAGUUUGGUACAUAUACCAACACGGACUGGAGUGGAGUAGAUUCCCAUAUAUUCUUUCAUAGAAAAGACUACAACACUGCGAAUAUACUGCAGGUAGCACUUUUUGAAAAUGACGCUUCAACAAUUUUCUCGAACACUCUGUGGGAUGACUGCGACGCUUAUCAGCUCUACUGUGGAGCGGUUGUGCGAAUAUAUUGCAGAUAUGCAAACAAGAAUUCUUCGUAUGCAGGGUUGAGUUUUGGCAUCGGGAACGUAAGCGGCGCUAAAAAAAUAGUGAACUUCCCGUUGCUCACUGAUACUAAAGAAUUGUACACAUUGGAAAUUUUUGUUGGAGAACGUAACUAUAAUAUAAUUUCAAAAUCUUCAUCACAGCUCAUCGUUGACUCGUCCCUUAACAACAGCCUAAAUAGGACGUACCUGGACUUCAAAUCUCAUAACAUUGUCUUAGACAACGUUGUCAUGGAAACCAGCGGAGCUCCAUGGAAGUAGCGCAUUCAUCGCUUUCAUCAGCAGCCCUCACUCGCUUGUUUUAACAAAUUUACAGUUUUGAGUGUUUAAACUACCCUCAAUCUGAAUACAAUAUUGAAAAAAUAAACGACACUCACUUUGCGGGCGCACAAAGCUCUCGUUCUCCGCAGCCGCCAAUUCGAUGGUGUGGUCCUUCAGGUGCAGCCCAUCAAUUUUUGCAGGAGAAAUCGCAGGCAUUAGAUUAGCUGUAGUUGUACUAUGUACUGUUUUUUAAAUGAGCUCAAUAAAUGACGUUCUUCAU
Molecule: messenger RNA, 1023 nt
Organism: Rhipicephalus microplus (southern cattle tick)
Lineage: Eukaryota; Metazoa; Arthropoda; Arachnida; Ixodida; Ixodidae
Source: RefSeq, a predicted model, not a curated record